Messenger RNA from Lolium perenne, 3212 nucleotides. RefSeq lists its product as uncharacterized. The record is from RefSeq and is a predicted model, not a curated record. Lineage: Eukaryota; Viridiplantae; Streptophyta; Magnoliopsida; Poales; Poaceae.
AGCAUCCCACCAUGACCGUUUUUUCCGGAGAGCCGUUACAGGCGACUCUUGGGCGAUUCUGGGCAAUCGCCGAGAACUCCGACGAUGAAGGCUCCUCCGGCGAGGCUACGGUGGAUCCUGUGUUGCUGCCAGGUGCGGAUAUUGGACACUCGGAGUCCUACCUGUGCUGCACGCCGGCGGAAGAGGAGUGUGAUCUGUCUGCGAUGGCAAUGUCGGUGAUCAGACGGAAAGAGGAAAAAAGGCGUAGGCAACGGGAGGCGGCACAUCUGCUCCGAUCUGGUAAGUCUCCGAUCUCUGUUGUCGAUAGUUUUCUGCCGAUCUAUGCUUGCAGGUCGCAGUUGAGGAGAUCACCGGUCCUGCUGCCUGUGCUCUCGCCCUCGACUUUUCUGCUCGAAUCCUUCAAUGCUAAAGAAUGGGUGUACGUCCAUCGGAAGAAGAGGAGGAUGCAGUUCGAGAGGAGGGUAAACAAACGUCGAUCAUCGCCGUGGUAAGAGGCGCAGUCUAGGUUUUGGCAACGCAAAGUUUAUUCCCGAACCAGCUGCUCCUGUUUCGUCCAUGGGUAUUCUUGCCGCCGCCAUGGCCAACCGUGGUGGAGGUGCGAAUCGUGGCAGAGGUCCAUCUCCUGGUGGUCGCGGUGGGAAUCGGUGGGAUGGAGGUCCCAAUGCUGGCCGCGGCAAUUUUGAGGAAGGGGGGCCGAGUGGAACAGCGGGGCAAGAGGGUGGUGGUGUCGGACAAGGAAAUACAAGUACUGUCUUCGGCGAUGGUGUGUUUCGGGCAGAUGAAUCCCGUCCCAACAAUUAUGGGGGCGGAAACCGAAACCAUCAGGUACGUUUUAACAAUGGUGCUGGUGAUUCUCGUAGGAAUUUUGGGGGCUAUCAUGCUGGUUAUAAUAGCCGAAGAUUCAAUAAUGGGAAUUACAAUGGAAGGUAUGAUGCUAACCGGAGUUCUUAUAACUCUGGCGGUCUAUCAGCUAGAGAGCAACAGUUAGUCAAAGAAACAGCACAGGCCUUAGCUAGGCAAUUUGUUGAUCAUCCUAGUCAGCGGGAUUCAGUCCUUCCUACUCAGCCUACUUUGCAAAAUGUCAAUGAAGUGCUGCCAUCUAAUACUGCAAAUUUUACUCGUCAGUCUUAUGUGCCAAAGGCUGUUCCGAGUGGCUCACAGAGUCAGGCAGUUGGUCAAGUACAGAAGCAGAAUGCGAUGGAGCCAAGAGUUGUUGACACUCUUAUGGCUGGGACAGAAAUUGAUGAACAAGAAGGGAGGAUCACUUCUUAAGGAGGUUUGGAUGAGUCUGGAACAGCGGCUAUGGCCAAGAAAAAAGGAGGUCCUACAUGUUAUCGAUGCAAAAAACCUGGGCAUUGUGUUAAUGAUUGUGAAGUGGUUCUUUGCGAUUGUUGUCAGAGGGCAGGCCAUGCAACUAUUGAGUGUCCACUUUUGAAGGCACCCAGACCAAGGCUUGCUAUGUACGGAUUGGGUCAUGAAGAUUUAUCUUUCUGGGAACUACCAUUGUCGGAUUCUGUGAGGCCGAGGGUUGAGAAUACAAGGUUGGGUCGUGUUCAAAUCACAUGAGGGACCCUUUCCUCGGAUGACAUAAUUAAGCAGCUGCGAUGGAUCGUUGAUACUGAUGAACAAUAUCACUGGGAUGUACAGAUGAUGGAUGAAAACGUUUUCAGGGUCAAUUUUCCAAGUAAACAUGACUUGGUACGAGUUCAGCGUUUUGGACGCUUUCAGGUACCAGGAACAGAGAUAGCUAUGCAUUUUGACUUCUGGAAAGUGGAGGUUAAACCGGCUUGGAGGCCGGAAGAUGUUUGGGUAAGAGUACAUGCACUGCCACCGGUGGCACUGGAUGAUUUUCUCUCUUUGUGGGCUAUUGGUGAUGCAUUUGGCAAGACAAAAGAUAUUGACAUUGUCUUUACCAGAGCUAAUAAUGUUCUGCGAAUCUUAAUCACUUGUCUAGAUCCUAAUUUGAUACCUGCUACUUGGGACUUGAAGAUAAAAGAUGAUUUUUUUCGCCUUCGGUGUUAGGUGGAAGGAAUGCAACCCCAACCGACGACUGAUGUUGCUAUGAGUGAUGUUCCUAAGGGGGGUGAUGAUUUGGGAGGUAGCGGUGAUGAUCAUGCUUUUGGUAAUGCGGCAGAUAGAGAAAUGAAGGGGUCUAGGAGUAACUUGGCUAAAGAAAAUAACCAAGAGGGAACCAAUGGAUCAAUGCCUCAUAAUUCUGGGCAUGUACUAGCCAAAUCUCCUAUUUGUACAGAUCCGGUUCUGGUUGUGCAGAAAAUGACAACACCUCAUAUGGUAAUUCCGGUUAAACAAAACCAAACUAGUGACAAUACUGUGAGGCUAUCUAGUGUGUCUGCUACCUCUGGUUCCGUGGAGAAUGUUGAAACGGAGAACAGAAACCAGAAGAGUACUUCAUCUAAGCAAAAUGGAAUUAUUGGGGAUACUGUGAGUGUGCAAAAUGAAGGGAUCAAGAUAGUGAAAGAACCUGUGAUGCUGAAUUUGAACAGCGGCGCAGAUGGGGAGGAUUAUCAACGUCGAUUGCUGCAUCCGGCACAUAAUCACAGCCAUGAAGCUGAGACGACGUUGAUCGGAGAGGAUGCUCGGCCUCGCCAGACAGCCCAGGUUGAGGGGAAGGAACCUCUGCUCCAGCCAGUGUGCCCCACGGCUAAUUUUAAUGGGCCUCGGCCUGCUCCUCUUUGCUUCAAGGGAACCGAGUUGCAGCCCAAUAUGCAUGGGGACUGCGGAUCACGAGAUGGUGCAAUCUCUUUUUCGCGUGACGAGAUUAUUGAGUUUGGGGGUAUUCCUGAACCAUCUAGUAAGGGGACUCGAGCAAGUGCUAGAAUUGGGGCUCAGGUUAAUACGGAUGAUACGCAGAUGGAGCGGGCUAUGUGUGCUACUCAGCGUCGUCUUAAUCCGUCUUUACCAGGUUAUUCUUCGUGCGGCGCACUGGAUACAGCUAUGGGCGCAUAUGCUUCCGGAGGACUAGCGGGGUAUUAUGUAUACUGGAUGCAAUCGCCUGCUCAAGGUCAUGCAGGACUGUUAUUUCCAGGCUACUGGAUGGCGUCAUAUUAGCAGGAUUCGAGAUGUCUAGUUUUUGUACUUUUCAUCUUUGUCUGGUUCAUACUGUUGCAACAGUAGCAUACUUUCAUGUGUAAUACGCACUCUUUGUUAACACUACUUCUUUAAAUAAAUGGUUGUGUGCAUCGAUUGAUCCA